This is a messenger RNA of Poecilia latipinna (sailfin molly), 4059 nucleotides long. RefSeq names its product milk fat globule EGF and factor V/VIII domain containing b (gene mfge8b). Bases 143 to 1600 code for a protein of 485 amino acids. Gene Ontology annotation, cellular component: plasma membrane. The transcript has 11 exons. Gene Ontology annotation, molecular function: calcium ion binding; signaling receptor activity. The record is from RefSeq and is a predicted model, not a curated record. Lineage: Eukaryota; Metazoa; Chordata; Actinopteri; Cyprinodontiformes; Poeciliidae.
CUGGGAGUUCAUCGUGCUCGAGCCUCCGCAGCAACAGCGUCCAAACCAAACCGCCGCGGAGCUCCAACUGAGUCGUUGUCCCGCAGACUGACAAACUGCAGCUUCUUAUUUAUUUUUUUUCCGACCGAGGGAAACAGCGGCCAUGGAGGAGCUGGCGCGUUACUUCUUCUGGGCGCAACUUCUCGUAGCUUGCCUGGUGUUUGGGGUGAAAGGUGACCUCUGUAAAGUGAACGUUUGUAAGAACGGGGGAACCUGUGUGACCGGCACAGGGUCUCCGUUCAUUUGCAUCUGCCCCGACGGCUUUUCAGGUGAAACCUGCAAUGAGACUGAGACAGGGCCUUGUAGCCCCAACCCCUGUCAGAACGACGGCGUCUGCGAGGCGACUGGCCAGAGCCGCCGCGGUGACGUCUUCACCGAGUACGUCUGCAAAUGUCAGCCCGGCUAUGAAGGAGUCCACUGCCAGACCAGUGUCCAGGGAGCAAAUUUAAACUCUACAAAAGACGUAAACGACUGCGCCGGCCACCCGUGCGAGAACGGUGGCACCUGCCGGGACUUGGACGGAGACUUCAAAUGCCACUGCCCCUCUCCAUAUGUGGGCAAACAUUGCCAACUGCGCUGUAUUUCUCUCCUCGGCAUGGAGGGCGGGGGCAUCGCCGAGUCCCAGAUCACAGCCUCAUCGAUCCGCUACACCAUGCUGGGCCUGCAGCGCUGGGGCACAGAGCUGGCCCGCCUCCACAACAAGGGACUGGUCAACGCGUGGAGCGCCGCUCCUCAUGACAAGAACCCCUGGAUACAGAUCAACAUGCACAGGACGAUGCGUUUCACGGGCGUCGUGACUCAGGGUGCCAGUCGCAUCGGCACGCAAGAAUUCAUCAAGGCCUUCAAAGUGGCGUCCAGUCAGGACGGCAGGACGUUCACCAUGUACAGGACCGAAGGACAGAGAAAGGACCAGAUUUUUGCGGGGAACGUGGACAACGACGGCACCAAGACCAACCUGUUCGACCCCCCGAUUAUCGCACAGUACAUCCGCAUCAUCCCUGUUGUGUGUCGCAAGGCCUGCACCCUGCGCAUGGAGCUGGUGGGCUGUGAACUCAACGUGUAUUCAAACACUCCAGGUUGUUCGGAGCCCAUGGGCAUGAAGUCUCGCCUGGUGCUGGACCGUCAGAUCACGGCCUCCAGCACCUUCCGCACCUGGGGCAUGGACGCCUUCACCUGGCUGCCACACUACGCCCGGCUGGACAAGCAGGGCAAGACCAACGCCUGGAUCCCCGCCAUCAACAGCCGGUCUGAGUGGCUGCAGGUGGACCUGUUGUCUCCCAAGAGGAUAACAGGAAUCGUCACUCAGGGAGCAAAAGACUUCGGCUCUAUCCAGUUUGUUUCGUCGUUCAAAAUAGCCCACAGUAAUGACGGAUGGUCCUGGACUGUACUGCAGGACAAAACCACGCGCAAAGACAAGAUCUUUACCGGCAACAGCGACAACAACGUUCACAAGAAGAACAUCUUCGAGCCGCCUUUCUACAGCCGCUACGUCCGCGUCCUGCCCUGGGAGUGGCACGAGCGCAUCACCCUUCGGAUGGAGCUGCUGGGCUGUGACGAGUAGCACGGCCUCUGCUCUACGUCCACAUCACACGCCCCACCCUGCCCUAAUCCUCUGUUCUUUCCUCCUGAGCCAUACCUGCACUGCCUUGCUCUCAGCUCUAGGGGGCAGCAAACAAUAGCGUAGCACCCCACCAAAAGCCUGGCUGGUCAGAGGUGGGAGUCGUUACCCCUAACCACUGUGAGCAGAAUCUCGAUUCAGCUAAACUUGCCUAUUUUUUUAUUUUAUUUUGUUUUUCCUGUUUUGAAUCAAAUCGCUUCAAGAAGCAGAGCAAGGUCCGCUCUUAUCCCCCUGUGUUUUAUGAAAUAAAAGUGUUAAUUUCCUCCUUCUUGUGUCAGAAGUCAGGGCGACUCAGUCGGUGCUGCUUGAACUCUGAUCCUGGAUCAGCUCUACCUGGAACAGCAAACCUCAGAGACCCACAGCUGGUGAUGUACAUAACCCGACCUUCAGUCCAACACUCACUGUCCCUUCUAGUCCGUAUGUAGAUUAUCUCUAGAUGACGCUUUGAGGUGUACAUAUAUCGUAGUUUCAUCCUAAAAAAAAGAAAAGAAAAGUAUUUUAGCUAGAAACCUAACAGGCUUAUGAACAUGUUUGCUGUGAUUCUGUUAAGUAAAUUAAAUAGUGUUUAUAAGAGUUUUAUAUUGGUGAAAAAUCUAAAGUGAGAUCAGUUUAUGUUCCUCUUUCUCCCUUGUUUUAAGGUUUGAAAUCCAGAGAGUAAACUCUGUAUUUAUUAAUUCCUCAGGAAGCAUAAAAAAUAAAAAAAACCACAAAAUUCUGCAUAUGUCUGAAAGUAUUUGUAAAAUCUGGCUGCUUGACUUACUGUAGUUUAUUCUCAAGAUGCCAUAUUUGUGGGUUUGAGGAAAGUUGGUGAAACCUAAAGUGAUGUCGACGCUCUUAACAAAAGAGGAACACUGAGUUCCCGUCGUCGUUGGCUGUGAUUGGUUACUAAAGCAUCACGGUCAGUUCCAGAGACGAAACAAACACCCGCACUGGUCAGCUACUGGAACCUAAGGCAGGAUAAUGACUGCAGGUCCAUAAACUUACUAAAAUGCACAACAACUUUCAAUCAGAGCAAUUUUCAAACUAAUGCAUCAGCCAUGUCAUUUCUGACCAAUACUUUCUGUUUUUCCCAAGUCUGCUCUAUCAGUUCCUUUUUCUUUUCCCAUGCUGCCUAAAUAAAUAAAAUAUUUGGUGUAUGACAACAUAUCAGGGCCAUGCGAAGGAAAACAAAAAGAUAUUAAAGUGGAAACGACGCGGUAAGUCGUAGCACAAGAAAUCCAAAUAUCACAAAGUCGUAAUCAUGAAUCGAAAUAUUCCGAGAAGUCGUAACAUCUCGAGAAUAAAUUUGUAAUACUACGACUUUGUUACUUUAACUUUUUCCUUGCAUGACUUCUUGUGAUUUUACGACUUUGUUCUCAUUUUUUUUUUGUAUUUCAUUUUCUUGGCGUGUCCCUGAUGCUCCGUCCUACUGAUGCGGUUUUUAAAGUGUUAUCAUUUCCUCCACUCCAUGUCAGUCUGGUUGAACACCAUCAGAUUCCCUUUCUUUUUCUUCUUCAAUUCAAAAGCUAUUUAAUCAGUUAUCAAAUUCAGAGCCUAAAGACUGUGGGUGAAGGGAAAAAGACUGAUGGAUGUAAUUUCAGGUUAAAGGCACUUUCCUCCACAUGUACCUUAAAUGCUUCUCCUCACUCUCUUCACUGUUUCCUGGUUGUUUCACUUUUUAUGGCACUUUGUUUGUGUUUCUUUUUGUACUAUUGGAAACUAACAAAAAUAAUCUUGUGUAUUGAGUGUUAAGAUGCGGACCGUCAAUUGGCCCUCAUCUAGGAAGACUGAGGGAGGCCUUUACGUUUCGUUGUUAUCAUUCGGCUUCCCAGCGAUGGAUGUUGACGUUUGCUGCCUUGAUUUACUGUUUAUUUUGGGUCCAUCAUUAUUCCUUCUAGUUCAGCUAUAAAAGAAACCAAAUUAGAGCCGAUUGUUACGCUUUCGCCGGACCCGACGCAACCUGCCAAAUCAUCAGCAUCCGCGGCCCCUCCCGCCGCCACAUCCAGACCCUUUCUCAUCCCAUGAAUUAUGAAUUUUGGGCUCGUGCAAUAUUAUACAGUGUUGGUUUUGAUAACAAUGAAUAUAAAUUCAAGGCGUUUAAAAAUGCAUGAGGGGACGGCCGCGCCGCUGAGAUGCUGAUGUCAGACACUGUACAAUAUUUAUUACAGCCACCCUGUUCGCGUCUGCAUGCGUUUCUAUCGACAACGGCGACAUGAUUUCAUUUCCUCUGCGUUUAGGUCACCGUUUUUAGUUUUCUAUGACCAAUCAGUAAAAAAAAAAAAAAGAAAAGGCAUUGCUGUGUUUAAGUAUUCAAAAUUUAUUUCUUGACUUUUGAGUGGAUUUGAUGUUCGUUUUUAAUCCAAUGUUCACAAAAAAAAGACCUUUGUAUAUCCAAAGUUUAAAUAAAGAAUUUAAAAACACAA